AUGCUUCGCCGCCUGAGCCUGUUCUGUCUUGUCGAUGGCGAAUCGACCCCGUUCCCCAUCGAGAUUGAGUCAACCAAGACAAUUGGUGACCUCAAAGACUUGGUCAAAGCUGCUCUUUCUCCUCAGUUUGACGAUAUUACUGCAAAGGACCUCACCAUCUGGUCUGUUUCGAUUCCUGUCUCCGAUGACGACGACGACGAGAUCCCCAUUGUGCUUGACAACGUCAACAGCAAGGACAAUAAACUCAGAGCGAUGCGUGGCCUGUUGGAAGUCUUUCCAGACAAGCCGCCCAAAAAUACCAUUCAUAUCAUCGUUCAGCGCCCUCCUCAAGCGUGGCGUCGCGGAUUCGGAAAACCGCAAGAAACGCGACCGAGUCUGCUGUUCAUGGACCUUCGCGACCCAUCUACACCUGACUCGACAUCAAGGAAUCUCGCGGCUGGAUCUAUUCUCAAGCUUGUGAAGGAUAAUAAUCGCUGUGGCAAGACGCGCGCUGUGAUCGAGCUCCUGUCUCAGCACUGGAGGUUCUACUUCAACGCUGCCGAUAACGACUGA
Linnemannia hyalina is the source of this 552-nucleotide messenger RNA. The record is from the annotation of a GenBank genome assembly. NCBI's taxonomy places the organism in Eukaryota, Fungi, Mortierellomycota, Mortierellomycetes, Mortierellales, Mortierellaceae.